GGGUCCCGGAGCGGUGAUGGCCCUGGGCGGCGGGCGCUGGCUGCGUGGUGUCUGGGUCUCGGUGCGGCCGCUGUUCCGGGGCCGCGCGCUGCUCUUCACCAACACGUUGGGCUGCGGCGUGCUCAUGGCGGCGGGGGACGGGGCGCGCCAGGCCUGGGAGAUCCGCGCCCGGCCGGGCCAGAAGUUCAACCCGCGGCGAUCCGCUAGCAUGUUCGCGGUGGGCUGCAGCAUGGGACCCUUUCUGCACUUCUGGUACCUGUGGCUGGACCGCUUCUUGCCCGCGUCGGGCGUCCGAGACCUCCCAAACGUCUUGAAGAAGGUCCUUGUGGACCAACUGGUAGCAUCCCCCAUUCUGGGCGGCUGGUACUUCUUGGGACUUGGCUGCCUGGAGGGCCAGACUCUGGACGAGAGUUGCCAGGAGCUACGAGACAAGUUCUGGGAAUUCUACAAGGUUGACUGGUGUGUGUGGCCCGCGGCCCAGCUGGUGAACUUCCUCUUUGUGCCUUCGCAGUUCAGAGUCACCUACAUCAACGGACUGACACUGGGCUGGGACACUUACCUGUCCUACCUAAAGUACUGGAGCCCUGGUACUCUGCCAUCUUCCGGCUGCAGCUGCGUGGCCCUGGGCACGCGCACAGACUGACCUGUCAAACUCUGAAUGAAUGCCUUCAGAUAGAGCAAGGUGGACACAGCAGAAGAGGAGGGGCACACAGCAGGUCAGGUUUGGUGCCCCACCUGGGCUCCCAGACAUGGGGCCCAGCCAGUCCUUCCAAGCCAGCAUGGCUUCGGUUUCUCCAUCUGGAACACAGCAUCCACACUGACAGCUGUCCCCAGCACCUUCAGCCGGGAGCUUGUAACCAAGAUAUUUCACUAUUUUACCCACAGCCAAGGCCCUGCCCUGGGCCAAGCAGCCAUCCUGGGGACCCAGGGACCAAAGCAAGGUCUUUACCCUAAGAGUGGUGUCUGGCCUGGAGUCAGUUUCUGAAACAUUAAGGCAAGGCCUAAGAACUGUAGCACUGUGGAAAUUCCAUUAAACUUUGUGCAAUUG
Molecule: messenger RNA, 1048 nt
Organism: Jaculus jaculus (lesser Egyptian jerboa)
Lineage: Eukaryota; Metazoa; Chordata; Mammalia; Rodentia; Dipodidae
Gene: Mpv17l2
Product: MPV17 mitochondrial inner membrane protein like 2
Exons: 5
Coding region: 17-643 (208 amino acids)
Biological process (GO): mitochondrial ribosome assembly
Cellular component (GO): membrane; cytoplasm
Source: RefSeq, a predicted model, not a curated record